AUAAGUGCCAGACUAUAUUUAUCCAGGCAUGUCACACGUGUCACCUUUGCCUAAUUUGCAAGUGAAUACGUGUGCCAAUGCGCGUUCGAAGUUCACGACACGAGAGCCGAGAAAACGAACCUUUCGCCUAACUGCUGCUUCAGAUCUGCUAAAAAGUUUGGCAAAAUCGGGGCGACAGCAUCUAGAUUUCCUUCCACAGCUUGCAAUCACAUGCAGAGAUGGCCAAGUCAGGACAGGAAGCUAGGCAGAGGAAGACAGCCAGCAAAAACGGCUCGAAAUCCAAGGCGAACACGAAAGAUGUUAACAAGAACGUGAAAGGUUCCAGCAAAGCGAAGUCGAGUUCUUCCGGCCUUUGCUUCAAGGUUGUCAUAGUUACUCUGGUCGCUGCAGCUGCACUGGCUGCUCUGAUUGGCCUGAGGGUCAUCAAAAUUGAACAACUACCCGGAGGCGACAAGUUGUCACUUUUCAAGAAAUCUGAAGAGACAGUCCCUCCUCAACCUGAGCCCCAAACUGCUGACAAAGGUGCUGAAGAUAAAGAAUUAAGGAAAGAAGCACCUAAGAAAGAAGAACCCAAGAAGGAGACACCCAAGAAAGAAGCACCCAAGAAAGAAGAGCCCAAGAAGGAAGCACCCAAGAAAGAAGAGCCCAAGAAGGAAGCACCCAAGAAAGAAGAACCCAAGAAGGAAGCACCAAAAAAAGAAGAACCCAAGAAAGAGGAACCCAAGAAGGAGACACUCAAGAAGGAAACACCCAAGAAAGAAGAACCCAAGAAGGAAGCACCCAAGAAGGAAGAACCUAAGAAGGAAGCACCCAAAACAGAGGAACCCAAGAAGGAAGCACCCAAGAAAGAGGAACCCAAGAAGGAAGCACCCAAGAAGGAAGAACCCAAGAAGGAAGCACCCAAGACAGAGGAACCCAAAAAGGAAGAACUCAAGAAAGAGGAACCCAAGAAGGAAGCACCCAAGACAGAGGAACCCAAAAAGGAAGCACCCAAGAAAGAGGAACCCAAGAAGGAAGCACCCAAGAAGGAAGAACCCAAGAAGGAAGCACCCAAGACAGAGGAACCCAAAAAGGAAGCACCCAAGAUAGAGGAACCCAAGAAGGAAGCACCCAAGACAGAGGAACCCAAAAAGGAAGCACCCAAGAAAGAGGAACCCAAGAAGGAAGCACCCAAGAAAGAAGAACAAAAGAAGGAAGCACCCAAGACAGAGGAACCCAAGAAGGAAGCACCCAAGACAGAGGAACCCAAAAAGGAAGCACCCAAGAAGGAAGCACCCAAGAAAGAAGAACAAAAGAAGGAAGCACCCAAGACAGAGGAACCCAAGAAGGAAGCACCCAAGAAAGAAGAACCCAAGAAAGAAGCACUUAAGAUAGAAGAACCUAAGAAGGAAGCACCCAAGACAGAGGAAUCCAAGAAGGAAGCACCCAAGACACAGGAGCCCAAUAAGGAAGCACCCAAGAAAGAAGCACCCAAGCAAGAAGCGCCCAAGAAGGAAGUGCCCAAGAAGGAAGCACCCAAAAAAAACGAACCUAACAAGGAAACACUUAAGAAAGAAGAACCUCUAAAGAAAGAAGAACCUAAGAAAGAAGUACCGAAACAGGAGGUACCCAUGAAAGAAGAACCACCCAAACAGGAAGUUCCCAAGAAAGACGAACCUAAGAAGGAAGCACCUAAGAAAGAAGAACCUCUGAAAGAAACACCACAGGAAAAAACACCCAAACAGGAAGUACCCAAGAAAGAAGAACAUACAAAGGAAGCACCCAAGAAAGACGCACCUAAAACAGAAGCACCCAAACAAGAAACACCUAAGACGGGGGCACCCAAUCAGGAAGAACCUAAGAAAGAAGCACCCAAACAAGAAACACCUAAGACAAAGGCACCCAAAACAGAAGCACCUAAUAAAGAAGCACCCAAACAAGAAGCACCUAAGAAAGAAGCACCAAAACAAGAAGCACCUAAGAAAGAGGCACCAAAACAAGAAGCAUCUAAGACAGAAGUACCAAAACAAGAAGCACCCAAGAAAGAAGAGCCAAAACAGUCACAAAAGAAAGAAGAGCCAAAACAAGAGUUACCCAAGACAGAAGAACCAAAGAAGGUAGAACCGAAACAAGAAUCACCCAAAAAAGAAGCAUCUAAGAAAGAUGUGCCCCAAAAAGAAGAGUCCAAGAAAAAUGAACCUCAGAAAGACGUACCUCAGAAAGACGUACCUCAGAAAGAAGCACUCAAAAAAGAAGAACCAAAACAAGAAACUGUCCGGAAGGAAGAACCCAAGAAGGAAGUACCAAAGAAAAUAGAACCCACACAAGAAACACCAGUAAAAGAAGUGCCAAAGAAAGAGGAACCCAAGAAAGAAGAACCUAAGCUAGGAGAACCUGCAAAAGAUGAGCCUAAACAAGAAACACCGAAGAAAGAAGAGUCCAAAAAAGAAGAGGUCAAGCCAGAAGCAACCCCUAAACCAGAAGCAAAGAAGGAAAAGGCUUCAAAGCUUGAGCCACCAAAAGUAGAUCUUAAAAAGGAAGAGCCUACAAAAGAAGCAUCCGAACAGGAACAGACACAAGAAAAAACUGAGACAACCGAGUCAGAUGACACUGAAUCUGAAGACACCUUCACUGCCGCUGACCUCAGAAUAGUAGCAGAACUUCAAGAGGCUGAAGAUUUGCUUGAGAAGAAUGAAGUUCAGAAGGCUCUCCGAAGGUUUGAGAAGCUUCUUGAGAACCACGCAGAGAGCCCCCGUGCCCGGUAUGGCAGAGCCAGGGCACUGGAUAUGCUGUCAGAAGAGCGGCGCAGCAAUGAGAUUCUGAAUGCGGCUACUAUUGCAUAUGGUGAGGUCAGCACUGCACCAAACUGUCCUCCGAUCCUGAAGAAACUUGCCUGGGCCCGUCAGGCAAACCGGCUCACAUUCCUUGGCAAGGCUUUGCAAGCUGCUCGCGUUCUGCAAGAAGCCACCAUCCAGUUGCCCGCGGACGUCCAACUUAAGAAAGACCUAGGUGUGGCACUCCUCAUCGCCGGGAAGAACAUCCGCGCUAAGCCCAUAUUCCAAGAGGUCUUAAAGCUCAGCCCCUCCGACGGAUUUGCCCAGGUCCACAUGGGCUUCAUACUGAAGGCAGAAAACAACUUCCAUGAGGCCAUUCCAUUGCUGAGAGAGGGGAUAGCAUCAGGCGAGGACGGCACCAACGAGGGGAAAUACUACGUGCACCUUGGGGAUGCCUUGUUCAGAGUGGGACAAGCGGAAGAAGCCUACCAAAUAUACGACCAAGGAGCCAAGAAGGGACAUUUCACCUCGCGCUACCAGCGAUCCAUCUACAACGUGGACAAGCUGGCAGCUAGGCCAUGGUGGACCAACGAACAGGCCAAAUACACUGAGGCUGCCAAGAAAUUGGAGGAUAACUGGGAGACGAUUCGAGACGAAGGUCUGGCUCUCUUGGACAAGGAGACGGAAACGUUUUCUCCAGAAGAUGAGAAUCUACGGAGUACCGGAGACUGGAAACAGUUCACAAUGUUCCAACAGGGUCGCAAGGUGGAACCCAACUGCAAGAAAACGCCAAAGACUUGUGCAAUAAUUGAGACCAUUACUCAGUCGAGCGGCUGCAAAAGAGGCCAGGUGAAGUAUUCGGUAAUGCACCCAGGCACUCACGUCUGGCCCCACUGCGGUCCGACCAACGCCCGGUUACGUGCCCAUCUGGGUCUUCUCAUUCCAGAGGGGGUUAGGAUACGAGUCGCCAAUGAAACAAGAUCUUGGCAAGAGGGCCGGCUGAUGAUUUUCGACGACUCCUUCGAGCACGAGGUUUGGCAGGAAGCCAAGUCGGUCCGCCUCAUUCUCAUCGUGGACCUCUGGCAUCCGGACCUGACGGAGAACCAGCGCCACACCCUGACUGCGAUUUAGCAGCGCCCUCGGCUGACCAGAUAGUGCCAGGUGACAUAAAUCCACUUCAUUCAGACAAACUUCAGCUGAUGAAACAACACCUAACAGCAAUUCAGCAUCAUGUGGUAAAAGCCUUAAGCGCCCUCUAUUGACCAGAAAGUGCCAGGUGACAAAAAAUCCGCUUAUGUCUCAAAAUUCAACUUUCUCCCUGCAUGGCAAAAACUUAAGAUUUAUUCAAGGUUGCCAAAAAAGACUUGUAGUUUAAGUUGUAGUUUACGAAUUUUGGCGUUUCACUUACUGGCAUGAUACUAACACUACACAAGAUGAAUUUGCCUGCCACUGUAAAGUUUAACCCACUAGAGGGCGCUUCACAAUGUGAUGAGCAAUGGUUGAUGUCUUUUUUGUUUCUUCAUUUUUGUUUUCUCCGUGUGCUGUAAGAGUCAUUUGUAUUUGUUUUAAGGUUUUUUUGGGGUGUUUGUCGAACAGUUUUUUAACAAUUCAGUAUACAUUUUCCAGUAUUUAGGCCCUAAAACCACAGAGGGAAACUGACAGUUUUUAAUAAUUUUUGAAAGUUGAACAGAAAAAUUGACUGGAGCGGGUUGGAAUCAGUGACCUCCAGAUUGCCGUUCCGGUGCUCUACCAACUGUGCUGUCCAGCCCUAUGUUUGCGGUUCCCGAUUUUGUCACUGUCUUUGCUCAAGGGGCACUAGUCAGAAAUCAUAAACCCGCAAAAUGUAGCCAGGGAUCACGCCUAAAGUCACGAUUUUGAGGUCACAGGUUCAAACUCCGCUCCAUUCAAUUUCUUUGUUCAACUUUUACAAGUUGUUCAGUAUAAUGUAAGUCUUGUCUAAAAUGUGUUAACUGUAAAACUAUACGUUUCAUGAUUUUAAUGGGUAACAUUUCAGAACUACUGUGUUUCACGUUUUUCAUUUUGCAUAUGGCUGCCUGUCGCUAUGGCAAUGGCCAGUUUAGGGCCAUUUUUCCCCCAACUUUUUCUACUGACAAAGUAUCUCACAGAAAUGAGUGCUUUCGUGUGAACUCAUGGUGACAAUUAUAAGUUUCAAUAAAAUGUUAUAAAUGAAAACAAAUCAAUCUGUUUUAUACACAGAGUACAAUUGUUUACUCAGAGUGUACGAUAGGCAAAGAAACAUGCAUACAAGUAUCAGCACAUUAAACUAUAUAGUGUCCCUGGUUUCCAGUACUGAUGGAUACCAGGAGAAAACUUGGUAGCCAUAUUUUUGCAUGCCUGUACAGUUAAAACACUUCUUUACUUUUUUUGAUCUAUUUAGAACGGAAUGCAAUCUUUCAAGAAUAUAUUAAUGAAUUUUUGAUGUGUGCUAAGUUCUUUUUCAGCUUCCUUUAAAAUACAAGUAUUUUGCAUGACUUUUUUUUAUUUUGAAAUGUAGCAGUUUUUCUACACUUAACUCUUUUUGUUUAUAUUCAAAAGUAAAAAGGCCUUUUAUUUCUUUACUGCCAUCUUUGCCUUCAAUAUCUGGUCAGGGUAAAUUUGAGUUUUUCUUUUUUUUUUUGACUUGGGGUAAAACAUCAAUCGUCUGUCUUGCCGCUGUUAUAUUAUAAAACUUUAAACAUUUUACUUCAUCCAUUUUUGACAUCUAUUUUGCAAAGUGAAAUUCUGCCGAGCACCAGGUAAAUGCACUGUACACUUCAUACCAUGUUGGUUGGUAACCCGUCUUUGCUGUGCAAAAUCCUUCUUGCCUUGGCAGACACAUUUGUGUCACUGCCUUAAGUUCGUGCAAGGUCGUAUUAAACAAAAAUACCAAGUUACAUGUGUGUUCUAUUGAUAAACACCACACUUUCUAAUGCUUAAACUCCAGUGGAGGAUUCGGUGGAAUUUUAACAUGAUUUUGGAAGGUAAAAACCCAGCCACAAACACUUUUCUAAAGACUAGAUGCCUUGUUUAGAAUGCGGCCUCGGGUUCUUGGCACAAUUUCAAGAAUUCUGUGCUUACGAUCACCAUUCUGUAACAGCGCUAGCAGAAAUAUUCUGCGCUAACCUGCAGAGGUUAGCGCAAUUAUUCUGCGCUAACCUGCUUACCACAAACGCUGGGAGUGUGGAAAGAACUUUUUUCAUCAUAAAUCAUCUCAAUGGAGGUCAGUCAUAGCAAAAAUGUUCAAAAGACAUGAAUCUGGGACUGAGAAAAAUUUCCAAUUUUGUUAGAAAAUACUUUGAAAAUGCACUCAACUCUCCAUAGACUUUGUAUACAACCAAAAAAGUGGCGUAGUAGGUCUGACCUUGUAAGCAAAGAAUCCUUAGUUACAGGACGUACGCAUGUGCAUCAGCCAAACUUCCUCACUAACCCGUGAAAUAUGCUUAACGUAAGCGCGGAAUUUUGUGCUACAGUAAGCAGGGAAUUUUUGCUUACAGUAAGCAGGGCCAUGACAUUUGGCCCUGGUGGAUUGUGGAGGAUUUGGGAAGGUUCUCAGCAAAAAACAAAGUGUGUUUGGGUUAAAGUGAAAGUUAACCUUUACUAUAUAAUUAACUGACUGCUCGACUGCCCAGGUCAAAAUUGGUAUUUCCGUGGACUUUUUCUUGCAGCUGAUAAAUGCUAUUUUCAGUCAUAUUUCCUGAUUCAAAAGCUUUUAAUUAUCAUUUCUGGCAAACAAAAAAAUGUUUUCAAUGAUCAUGAUUGUAUGUGAUGCCAUUUCAAAUGCCUUAUAAUUAUCACCUUUGGAAAAAAAGUCGAUUAAUUUUGACUUGCGUAUUUCAAGCUAAAGAUCAAAUAUAAAACAGUGUCUUCCACUAAGUACUUAUAGAAAAGAUUCCCAUCUAAUUGAUGUGUGUGCCUUCCUGUACUGCUAUUUCAUGAUUGUAUUUUCAGUUUUGUGUUCUUCACAAAAAUUGCUGGAUUUCUUUUCCACGCAGCAUUUUAAAUAUUAAAGCAUGCAGUUAGUCAUGCCAAGUAUCUUUAUGUGUAUGCAGAAUGAGAUAUUUACAUACAUGUACAAAAUUUGCGUGUGCUAAUAUGAUUUUUUCCUCCAUUUAUAUUGUCAACUUAAGUGCAUUUUAAAAACUUAGAUCAAGUGGCGCAUGUACGCUGAAAAUGCAAAAAAUAUUGUUCGUAAGCAUAACUUAGUACAUGUACAUGAAAAUAAUAAAUGUUGGUAACAUUUAACAUGCUUUCUUCCCCUUUUUAUUUUUAAUGCACAUUUAAUUAACGAAAUUAAUAAUUUGAAAUUAAUUUUCUGUUUCCAAAUAAAAUUGACUUGAUCAGAUUAAAAUUACAUUUGAUAGUAGGAUUUUGUUAAGCAUUUUAAUUCCACCUGUAUUAAACUAUUCCAAGCAAAAACGUAACUAAGAUUUGUUGGUAUGCAAUACAGUAAUCAUGAAUUUAAUGUUAUAUAUCAACAUAGGAAAAUGUUAGCAUGUAAAGAACAUUGUAGCCCAAGAAAGUAUAGUUAACCAAUAUUUUAUUUCCUAUAACAAAUUUGAUUAAAUAAACAAUUUGAAUUAUCAAUAAUAACUCUACUUUAUGUUCGUAACAAACUUACAAAAUUUAGAUUGAAUACUGAUAGAUUUAAUAUGAUAGGCCUAGGCCUAAUUAAUCAUUCUCUUUGGAAUAAGAACAUUAACAUUUACCUUAAUUUCGGUUAAUUUCGGUUAAUUUUGUGUUGAAAAUUCUACUUAGUAAUUGUUUAGUUGAAUUUUUGUCGUAUCAUUUAGAGGUUUAGAAAGUGUUUUUGAUUGAGUGAGUAAGGAAGUUUUUUCGUUCAACAACCAAACAAAGAUUCAAUCAAAUAAGCGGUUCCUUUCUGAUUUUGCAUGUCCAUAAUUUGGUUGUAUUCUUGUGGUAAAAUUUUACCAAUGAACUCUUUCAUGCCGAGUUGCUACUUUUAAAAAAGUCAUUUGUGACCGGACUAUUUUCCUUAAUAAAAUAUCUACUAAAACCAGAUA
Patiria miniata (bat star) is the source of this 7774-nucleotide messenger RNA. It is a transcript of the gene asph, whose product is annotated as aspartyl/asparaginyl beta-hydroxylase-like. The record is from RefSeq and is a predicted model, not a curated record. Gene Ontology annotation, molecular function: peptidyl-aspartic acid 3-dioxygenase activity; protein binding. Lineage: Eukaryota; Metazoa; Echinodermata; Asteroidea; Valvatida; Asterinidae. Gene Ontology annotation, biological process: peptidyl-aspartic acid hydroxylation. Bases 219 to 3884 code for a protein of 1221 amino acids. The transcript has 13 exons. Gene Ontology annotation, cellular component: endoplasmic reticulum.